AUGGCUCGUUCUCGUCGCAACGCAGUUUCAACGAAUGCCGCAUGGAGCGCAGCCCAACCACCGGCAGCUGCAGCCCCCGAUGAUGACGGCUGGGGCCCUGUGGCCGAUGAAGGCUCUGACAUGUGGGGCGGGGGAUCUGCGGCAUCUGCUGCGGGCGGCGCAGACAUGGACUGGGGGAUGCCCGGCGGUGCGGCGGUAGGAGGGUGGGAUCAGCCAGCUUCGGCUUGGACCCCGGCAUCUGCCAAAGAGAGUGGGGAUAAGAGGGGCGGAUCAGCCUUCUCGGCAGGGGGAUGGGACGAGCCGCAGCCAUCAGGGUGGCCCGGCCCGGCCCCUCCUCCCGCACCACCACCUCCGCCCAUGUCUGCGCCGUCCCUCGCUGGUCGGCCAUCUGGACCGUCUGGAGCAUGGAAGAACUGGGGGAACGAGGCGAGAGGGCUCCCGAAGGUGAUUACUGCUACUAGUUCGGUGCCUCCUUCCGCUGCGAGCGCAGCCCCCUUCCUGACUGCUGCCGCUCCGAGGAGCAGGCCUAUGCUGUCUCCGGAGCAGCAGUCGCAGCGUCUGCAGUCCCUGCUUACGCACCCGACACAAACUAAGGCUGUUCCCCUACAGUCUCAACCCGGGCCACCCGCGGAUCGGCAGCAGCAAGCCGCCAUGCACCAACAAGCGGUGGCAGCCCUACAACAGCACAUGGAGCAGCAGAGGAGGCUUCAGACGAUGCCACAACAAGCUCGGGCGCAGCCACCAGCACAGCCAGCGAUGCACCGACAAGGCUACCCUUCGCAGGUGCACCGCGCGCCUCCCAUGCAGCAAGCCGACAGCUGGGGCAGCAAUGGCUCGGGGGCUGGAGGCUGGAACUCCAACUGGCCUCAGCCGAUUCCAGAAGAAGAGGAGGGCGAGGAAGAAGAGGAAUACGACGAGUACGACGAGGAAGAAUACGGCAACGAUGGCUACGGAUACGGCGGUGGCGAAGACGGAGGAGGUUAUGGGCAGCGCGUGCGUUUCUCGCCAGCAGUCUCCUAUCACACAGAGCCCCCUACCGCGCGCGGUCCUCGUCCAUAUGGGACACCCAUGUCGGCACCACCACCUCCGCCCCCUCCGCCUGCUGCUGCUGCUGCUGCUUUCACGCCGUCAGCCUAUCCCCAAGCGAUUCACCCGUCAUUCUGGACCGACGAAAAGGCAUCAAAGACUAUGGACAUGGCGACAGGCCGACAUACGACUGUGUUCGAGCUAGCGUCGCCCCGCAACGGCCUUGGCGAGAAUGCGUUCAUCGAAUCGCGCGGCCAAGCAUUGAUGCAUGCGCAGCGCGCCUUCUUCAGCCGCAGCCGCCCCGCGAAGGAGCGGAUCUACUGGGCGUUCAAUCCGAAUAAGGACGACCGCGUCGCGUCGCUGUUGCGGUGGGUGCAGGCCAUGUCGAACGGGCUCGCGACAAUUGGUCUUCAGAAGUUCUUGCAGACGGGAGAACGCGGCGCGCUCAUCACCAACGCUGACCACCGUGUAGGCACUCCGGCUCAACCUGCCUUCGACUGGAUCAAUAUGGCGCAGCUUCAGCUAACGCUCGAUCGCAUCCUGCAAGAGUCUGUCGCGCUGUAUGACCCUUCUAUGCAGGUCAUCGUUUUUGUCUUCUUGCUCUCGAAUAGUGGAAACAGUAUGGCCGUUUGGAGGAGAAAACUUCCUGUGCCUGAGAGUCUACGCCAGGCCUAUGAACAAGAUAUCAUGGCGGCGAAGGAGAACCUCGAGCAGGAUUACCCUGUUUAUGUUGAAGAAUUACCGCCCAAGCCGGAGGAGAAGCCGAAAAAGAAACGCAACCUCCUCAGCAAACUGAACCUCUUAUAUAACGUAAGAUCGUGGGUCAUUCUUGGAAGUCUCGUGUUCGAUGCAUACAGUCAAGUCUGGUUGUCGUCUACGUUGACGUUUGGCGUCUCGUUCGCGCAAGAUAAGGCCUUCACGUGUCAGAAGGUCAGACACCUCCUUCCGUAUGCCCUCGUUCGCAAGCGACUCGCACUCCUCCAUGACCAAGUAGCGAAAGCGGCCACUGCCGAUGCGCUGAUGCGCAGAGAUAUACACAACCUAGUCACGGAGAACACCCUGAUGAGGGGGGAACUAGCGAAGACGCUAGGCGAGCGCGGCGCUGGUCUGCAAGACAUCAGGAAACAACUACAACUCUUGGAGGAGCACCACAGGGCAGGACUGGAGGGCGUGGAGGAUAUAAAGGAGCAGGUCCGGCAGGGAGAGAUUGCCAUAUUCCGCUCACUAAGCUUGCGUGUCAUUGGUAGACAUCCUCGGGCACGUGUGGGGUCAGAAUGCCUGUCAACCAGCCCACCAUCGAUCAGCCCGACGCCCGUCGGAUUCCAGAUAGACGCGUAUGGUUCCGCGCAGCCCGUGGACGCCCCGCGGGGAACACAUACUCCAUACUUGACGCUCCUCUGUCUCGGGACAAUAGCACUUGCCCCGUACGUACUCGCACGGAGGCGCCUCGUCUCGCUCCAGACCGAGGUCGCGGCGUUACGUAUCGAGCGUGAGGAAACGCUGCGUCGUAACAUGCGGUGGCGUGCGCUGUUGGCGUCGGCACAGCGCACGGAGCAUCGGAAGGUGAUCGCACUGCUAGAGGAGACGAAGAGCUGCGUCGAAAAGCUGAGGGAGGAGACGGAGGACGGUCGGUCAACGAGGGCAGAUGCGGAGGCGAGGGUGCAGGGCGAGCUGCGGGGAAUGAGGCGGAUGCUCGAGCGGCUGGAGGCGGACGGAAUGCAGCGGGAUCAUAUGCGGGCGGAGUGGGAGAAGCUGCGGCGGAACGACCUGCGACAUCUUCUGCAAGACAAUCAGCGAAUACGAGCUCACCUGGGGGCCGUCAAGAACGUCGGGGCAUCACUCGCAGAUGUGGCGGCUUUCAUGCAUGAGGUCGAGCUGCAGCAAGGGUAUACACCACGUAAAGAUGACGGCCGAGGCAUUGAGCGUAUGCGGCAGGUGGCAAAGCGAUUGCAGGAAAUACCAGAUGUAGAGCGAGGUUUCACGGCGAGCUUUUGGGUAUGCUCGUCAUUUCUUCCAUCCAUUUUUUCGGGGCUAUCGAUGCGAUCGCACAUCAGCACCCUAUGCAGGGACAGACGGACGGCGCGAGUACACGACCUUGUUUUUCCGGUAUGGCACCAGGAAUUGCUCCAUCAGGUCGACAUCCACCUUGCCCCACCCAGCGUAUUCUCCAUCGUACAUAUCCCGGCAUCGCCGCGCGAAGAACGCGAAAUGAUACACGAGAACGGCGGGCCACUCGUACUGCGAUGCGAUCUUGACAAGAUGGCUGCUAUAGCGGAAGAAGUAGUACGGGAGCAUCGCCGGCGCGCCACACGCGAGCUGGUGCAGAGUAAGGAUGGAGAAGUACGCGUUCAGCGGCACGAGCAGAGCGUCGAGCGUUUUGUAGAGAUCGGUAGCCACAGGCAGCGUGGGGCCCAUGACGCUGUCCUCGAGCGCGGGGUUGACGAGGUCGUAUUCCGCCUCGAGUAUGCGGCGAGAGUCGAGCUUGUAGAUGUCGGCAGCGGGAAGCGUGUGUGCGAGUAUGGCAGCGAUGGUCUCGUUGUCGACGUGCGGGAAGAGGUACAGCAGGUCGCACAGGCCCUGGCUCGGCGGUGA
Postia placenta MAD-698-R-SB12 is the source of this 3618-nucleotide messenger RNA. RefSeq lists its product as hypothetical. NCBI's taxonomy places the organism in Eukaryota, Fungi, Basidiomycota, Agaricomycetes, Polyporales, Adustoporiaceae. The record is from RefSeq and is a predicted model, not a curated record. The transcript has 11 exons. The coding region runs from base 1 to 3618 and encodes 1205 amino acids.